Chara braunii is the source of this 1387-nucleotide messenger RNA. The record is from the annotation of a GenBank genome assembly. Lineage: Eukaryota; Viridiplantae; Streptophyta; Charophyceae; Charales; Characeae.
GCAUUUUGAGUGGGUGGUCAUGCCUUUUGGCCUCACCAACGCCCCGGCGACCUUUCAAGCGGCAAUGACCAAUGAGUUCCGUGCAAUGUUGGACCGGUUCGUGCUGGUCUACUUAGACGAUAUUCUUGUCUAUAGCCGGUCAUUGGAGGAUCAUCUUGGGCAUCUUCGACGAGUGUUGGAGACGCUCCUCCACGCCAAGUACACCGCCAACCGCGACAAGUGCGAAUUUGUCCAGCAAGAGCUGGAAUACUUGGGCCAUUUUGUCACACCGGAGGGCAUCAGUCCGCUAUCGGACAAGAUUCAAGCCAUCCAAGAAUGGUCGGAGCCUCAGAACGUCACGGAUGUCCGCUCGUUCCUUGGUCUCGCCGGCUACUAUCAGCGUUUCAUCAAAGACUACUCGAAGAUCGCGGCCCACUUGACCAAGCUUCAAUGCGAGGAUCGGUCAUUUGACUUCGGAGAGGAGGCGCGAGAAUCAUUUUUGGCUCUCAAAGCCGCGCUAUUAUCCGCGGAGAUCUUGCGGAUAUACGACCCGCUUUUGCCUACGCGCGUCACUACGGAUGCGUCAGGCUAUGGCAUUGGUGCAGUCCUUGAGCAAUAUGAUGGUGUGGACUGGCACCCGGUCGAGUAUUUCAGCAAGAAAGUGCCCGUCGUGCAUUCCAUUGACGAUGCACGCAAGAAGGAGCUCCUCGCCUUCGUCCACCCGCUCAAGAGGUGGCGGCACUUCCUCCUUGGUCGAAGCCAAUUCCGAUGGGUAACAGACAACAAUCCGUUGGUCUUUUACAAGACCCAAGACACCCACAAGACCGGAGUGGAUGGGAUUCUCACGGUGGUCGACCGACUCACCAAGUUCGCCAUGCUCUUGCCUUGUCGCUAUCAUGCCAAGGCACCGAAGUUGGCCGAGGUUCUUUACGCCGGUUGGAUUCGAACCAAGGGUUACCCCAAGGAGAUCGUCUGCGACAGCGACACUCGGUUCAUGCCCGAUUUUUGGUUGGCGCUCAUCAAGCGAUGGGGCUCAUCUCUCAAGCCCAGUUCAGCUCGCCACCCUCAGACCGAUGGCCAAACGGAGAGGGCGCACCAGACCGCACAAGUUCUCCUUCACACUCUCAUUCGUCCUGACCAGAAAGACUGGGUUGAGCGGCUGCCGGAUGUCGAGUUGGCCUACAACUCUUCCAUCCACCCGGCUAUCGGGAUAGCGCCUUUUGAGUUUGAGCACGGCUCGCCGGUCACUUCACCGUUGGACACUAUUACUCCACGAACGGCCGAGAGCGAUGACCAUCUUGCGUCGGAUGCAAGAGCUUCUUGUCAAGGCACGCGACCAGAUGGCUAAGACGCAGCAGCGCAUGAGCCAGCAGGCCAAUCGCCAGCGUCUUCCUUGCCCAUUCCGCGC